This is a messenger RNA of Babesia bovis T2Bo, 1945 nucleotides long. RefSeq lists its product as uncharacterized. The coding region runs from base 515 to 1846 and encodes 443 amino acids. Lineage: Eukaryota; Apicomplexa; Aconoidasida; Piroplasmida; Babesiidae. The transcript has 4 exons. The record is from RefSeq and is a predicted model, not a curated record.
CACUUCGGUGGCCCUUUGGGGCCCCGAAGAUACAUGCCUAGGAAUUUAACGCAUAAAUAUGUUUAACAAAUAUAGAUCAUUAUUAGAUUCCAAAGCUGUGACACAUUAAUAUAAUGUGUAUGCAUAUGCAGCAUGUUCGUAUAUACUCUGCCUUUACCGGUCGCAGUAUGUACGCGCGAUGCGUUCAUGGCUGUAGGCUAUCGAGCGUAAACGGUUAUAAUGGCAUGUGUUGGUUCUCUCAUGAUCACAUCUGAGUCUCUAUAAUAUGAUAAGAUGCCAGGUGGUAUCUUAUUCCUAGCCCAUUGCGUCUGGAAAUGAGAACACUUGCCUGUACUCAGACUUGAGGACCAUGAAGCGGCGCCAUGGCAAAACAAAAGGCAGGGAAGACAUACCAUUGGUGGUCCUGGGAAUGUCACACAAAAUCACCGAUGUGCUUCAGUAACUCAUAUGACACAUCUUUUCAUCAUCGGAACGCAGCUCUAUCAAAAUGUUGGCAGCGCUGACGUAAAACCUGAUGACGACAUUUUUCAGCAUAGAGGAUAAAAUGGAGGUAGAAAAUCAGGAAAAUAUUGCAGAACUUCCAUAUCGUGCAUCCAUCAAUCCAGAUGCAUAUGAAAAAUGUGGACAAGCGUACUUCCAUUAUUUUGAAGAACUCGAAAGAUUGGGGCCCUUGGAUACGUCAAAAAUGUCAUCUGUGGCAAGGAAUUAUGCCGGUAAGAAGGUUAAAGUUGGAGCCAAACCGCUUAGUGGUGUAAGAGGUAUAUACUAUACAAGAGGGACAUGGCGGGUACAAUACCGAGGAACUGAUGGAGAAAUUGUGAGUUGUGUAUUUAACUACGACAGUAAAGACGUUCUCAUUGCUACAUUUGAUCUCGCUUUCCGGCUACUCCGUAAGGUAAUAAAUCUAGGACGACAAGUCAAAAGUGAAGACGGUAUGAUUAUCACAGAAUUAACAGAAGAGAGACUCUUGGAUCUCGAUCGUAGAUCUAAAAUGCGCAAGAAUAAACAAGAUUCAACGGUUACCAAAGAUCUAUUAACUGUGUCAAGCAAACGUAUAAGUCGACCGAGACAUGAUCGGCUCUUAGCUAAAGGGGAAGAUGAUAUAGACUCUGAAUCAGAUCAAAUUUACACACAAGUUAGGAAGAAAACGCGACCUAGAACUGGUGAUAUUGCAUAUAACGCUAAUGUGAUGACAUAUCAAGCACCGAUGCCAUAUGUGACCGCAAGUGGUAACACCAUGCUACCUAACACGGGAUGCUAUCCAGGCAAAAUGGAUUCAUUCGAAAGGAUGUUUCAUUCAUACGGGAAUUUCACGACACACCAACUUAUCAGCUAUCUUAUCGACAAGAAGUGUAUGAGAAAUAAGGAUAGAGCACCCUCUGUACAACGUGGAGGAUGCCAAAUGGGAGGUGAAAUUCAAAGUACGUCAGGAGGAGAGUAUGGUAACGAGAUAUAUCACCCGUAUGACCAUGAAUUGCAUUCAAACGAACACUCCUUUAACAAAGAUAUUAAUGGCAUCACAAACUCUGGUAGACUCUAUAGGGAUGACACAAAUGAUAUCUUCUAUAUGGCUGAACCCAAAUUUAUACAUAACAAACAUCCAGAUGUUUGCAACGCCUCAACAGGUCUGCCUUGCGAGUGUGAUAAUAUGACAGAUUACGAUCCCGAACAGGCUGUACAUUCCUCGAGUUUAGAAGGUGAAGAAGGCUCAAUGGAUAAAAUGGACGAUACAUUUGACGAGGCAGGGUCAAAGCCCUCUGAAUCAAAAAUUCAGUUAGUUAAACGAAAUAAUAAUGAAGAUGGAUCAACAUAUUGUGGCUACCGUCAAGGCUACAUACACAUGUAACCAAGUGAUUAAAUGAAGUGGGUUGUGUCAUUUCAAUUCAAUUAAAGAUGGACUGAUAUUUAAUAAUACAAGUACUAUGUGUCUAUGGGUUUUAGUCAA